Centropristis striata (black sea bass) is the source of this 3978-nucleotide messenger RNA. RefSeq names its product coiled-coil domain containing 85C, b (gene ccdc85cb). Gene Ontology annotation, cellular component: apical junction complex. Lineage: Eukaryota; Metazoa; Chordata; Actinopteri; Perciformes; Serranidae. The coding region runs from base 743 to 1975 and encodes 410 amino acids. The record is from RefSeq and is a predicted model, not a curated record. The transcript has 7 exons.
CUUGAUUGGCCGUCUUGGUCGAAAUCCUCUUGAAUGAUUUCAAACCCGAGUGUUUGGACAAGAAGGAGGGGGGUCCUCUGCUAAUUCCGAGCUGGCUCUGUGGAAAGGCUUGAAACCUCCGUCCACCAACACAGCAGCCCAGUAAAGAGGCUUAUCCGUUGUUGACGGAAAAACGCGUUUAGGAGAGCACCGCCGGUAAAAAGUGAGCUAUUAGAGGUGUCGUGUUUUUGCUUAUUUUUUUACCUUUUUGCUUAAAUUAUAGUUCAUCUAAGAGUUAAAUUUGAAUUUCUUGCGCUUCAUGUUUACUAUCGUUUGAAUGGAGCGAUGUCCAGAGGAGACGGUGCACAUUGCGAUGGGACGCGGUGUGUUUUGCUGACGGGACUCGGCGCUGUGGACCUGGUUGAAAAUCACUGGUAAUCGAUUUAAAAUAACGUGUUUCCGUUAUUGACGGAAUGUGAGUACCAGUUGUUGUUUCAUAAAUAUAAGAAAGGAUUUUCCUUUAAAAGAUUAGCCUAGUGAGGGCAUUCAGUUCAUGCACGGGUUGCCAUAGCAUCACAUUAAUAUUUUCUUUUUCAUUAUCGGCCUGUUGAAGACGAGGGCAUAACGAUAGUAUACUUUCAUAUUUUUGGACAAUGUAUUCAUAUUUUAACACAAUUCCGCAACUGAGGCUUGGUUAAAUUAGUUUUGACAGUUAAUUUCAAGCCACCGUUUACACCAACUGAGACUAACAGCCAAGACAGUCAUGGCUAAAAAUCCGUCCGAGGGACCGAAGGAUGAACUGAGCCAGCUGACGGACGAUGAGAUGCUGCGGUUGAGCAAAGAGGAGCUGGUCCGGAGAUUAAGGAGGGUUGACGGCGAGAAAAUGAACUUGAUGAUUGAGCAUGGCAACAUGAUGAAAGACAUCAACCGGCGGCUGCAGGUGCACCUGCACGAAAUCCGGAGCCUGAAGGAGAUCAACCAGAAGCUGCAGGACGACAACCAUGAGCUGAGGGAGCUCUGCUGCUUCCUGGACGACGACCGACAGAAGGGCAAGAAGCUGUCCCGGGAGUGGCAGCGCUUCGGCCGCUACACUGCCAGUGCCAUGUGGAAGGAAGUGGGCACCUAUAUGAUGAAGCUGAAGGAGCUGGAGGCCAACCAGGACACCGUGUUGAGGGAGAACUCUGAGCUGAAGGAGAUCAUCCUCAUGCUGGAUGAGGAGAGGAACGGAGCCGGCUCCAGGAGCUCCAUAGACAGUCAGUCCAGUUUAACCAACCUGAAUGGUGGCACCAGCACGGUCAGGGAUGUUGGAGAUGGGAGUAGCACGUCCAGCACAGGAAGUGCUGGGAGCCCCGAUCACCACAAUCACAACAACAACCACAUACACAAGCCCGCCUCAGAGAACAGUAAGAUUGGCACCACCAUGAGGAGGUCCAUGGAUGACCUGUCAGCACCACACCAUCACAGGAGCAUCCCCAAUGGACUUAAUGAUUCCUCCUCCAACUACAUCAGGCAGCUGGAGACUAAAGUGCGGAUCCUGGAGGACGACAACAAUAAGCUUCUCUCGCAGGCUUAUAGCCGGUAUAGUUUAUCACAGAUACAGACGAAAAAGCAGUGUAACCCAGGUGACCUUCGUGCCCUGAGGAAGGGAAUGACCCUCUACCACUCAGAGUCCCAGCUGUCCUCACUGCCCCAACGCCAGGACGCCAUGCACAUGGGUACUGGCCGUCUCCCAACCAGCGAGUCCUCUCCUGCCACAGGCUACUUGUCCUGCGUCCAGAAGCCCGAGGCCGUGGUGCAUGCCAUGAAGGUGCUGGAGGUCCACGAGAACUUGGACAAGCAGGUUCCUGAGGACUACGAGGACGACCUCAGUGAGAAAGAGAAGGCCAUUGUGCGAGAGAUGUGCAACGUGGUGUGGAGAAAGCUGGGUGAUGCAGCAGGAUCAAAGCUGUCCAUCAGACAGCACCUCUCUGGGAACCAGUUCAAAGGGCCGCUGUAGCAUGGCAACCAGAGAAAGGGAGGGAGAGAGAGAGAGAGAGAGAUCAGGAUUUACAGUACCUACACUCACCUGGAAACACCUCUUACUAUCUGCGCCUACACAACCCAUCAUGCCGUGCUCCGUACUGCCUCCAGCACCCAACACUCUCUUAAGACUGGCUUCUAAAUGGACCUGAUAUCUGUUAAUCACAUGCACAACUUUUAUCGCUCAGAGCUUAUGACGACUGGCAGCUAGUUUCACUGAUUCGCCGCUUUUCUUCGUUGAUUUUGGAUGAUCUCUCUCUGUAAAAGCUAUAAACACACACACCACUUGUAGUCCUUUAGCUGUGCUAAGCUAACGAUACGACAUGGUUCCAAGCACAGACCUGAUGAGGCCGCGGGGGCAGAAAUCUCUUCACAUGAAGGCGACAACAUGGCGGUAUCUUCACAUGUAGUACCUCCUAUAGAGACCCUAGCUCCUGUCACAUGUAUCGCCCCCUAGUGGAGUAUAACUAGCAUUAGCAUUCUAAAAGUGUUAACUAAUGUGAAACCCACUGUGACCUAGCGCCUUUUGCUCAUAAGACAAGUCUAUGGAUAAUAAAGUCUAGAGAUCACUGUUAACUUGUGUAUAUUAUGUAUAAAACCAUAGCACUACUUCAUUGUUAUUGUUGAUUUUACUUUUAUCUAUUUUGUAUUCUAGCGUGGCCAUGUGAUCAAUUCUUUUAGUUUGAAAAAAAGCACACACACAACCGGACCUUAAACAGGGUUUGCUUUUGGUAAAAAUGUUUUGUUUUUUUAUUCUUUUCCAGAUGCUAAUAUUCCUUCUCUCUGUAACCUCUGAAAAUGCAUCAAGGCCAUUCUGAAUCAAACCAUCUCCACAGGCUUAUGGAUAGAUAAUUUUCUUACUUUGUUAAAAAUUAACUAAAAUUGUAUGCUGUGUGCAUGCUCGACAAUCAUUUUCUCAGGUUGGGAGGGCUACAGCUUUACCUUUGCCCAUCUGUGACUGCGUGUGUGUGUUGGCGUGCAUGUGUGUGUGAAAGGAGACUGAAUGGUUCUCUUGCAGCUGUAGCAUCUGCCUGUGAAUCCUCUUUUUCUCUAUUGAACCCUGGUUACAACUCGGUUGAAGACUGCUGAAGGCAUUUGCUGAAUCCAUAUAAAAAGCCUUGUUCUAUUAAAAAAAAAAAAAAUCAAGGCCAAAUAGUAAACCCUAUGUUCAGUUUGGAUCGCUCCUAAUUCCUUGUUUAUCAUUUUAUAUCUCAGUAGAUGAAAAACUUUUCUUCUGUGGAUUCAGCAGGUGUGUUUAUGCGGCGCAUGUUUGUUAAAGUUUUUUUCUUAGAAUAUGAGAGAUUAAGUCUUCCCUUAGAUGUCUCCUGAAAACACUAACAUUUAAAAAAAGUAUUUCUUGAUGUCAAAAUGAACAAACACUGUUUGUCAGAGUAUUUAUUGCCAGGUGUCAGAUAGAGAUGGGAGCGCUAUCAGUAACUGUCAUAUUUUAAAUUUAUCAUAUUUACCCAAACUGUAAAGUUAUCUGAUAGGUAAGUUUAGUGACUGACAGCUCCAGCUCUCCCAUCUCUAGUGUUAUUUGUUCCAAAUUAGAACAUUUCCGAGGCUGCGCGCCAUGCACCUCUGUUCUCUCAAACAAUGGGGUCAAAAAUAAAUCAAAGUAUGGUUUUUUAAAAGUGUCCUUUUUUCUAGGAACUGAUUUGAAGCCAUGAUGCAAUUUUGAAUACUUCAUAUAUGGCAUUUGAUUUGAAAUGUGCCACAUUUUUUUUCUGCAUGGUGUUUUGAUUUGGAACCCAACUGUCUUUUUUAAACAUCUAUAGUGUUUCUUUUUUCUGCCUAUAUGCUAAAACCACAGUACAGAAUCCUAGAAUCUACAGUGUAAAAGGCAAUUCCUGUAGUAACUAGCAUGGCUGUAACUUCUUUUCAUGAAUUUCACUGAUGAGAUGAAUAUUUGGCAGGUGAAAAGAAAACAUGAAAUAGGCCACUUUUAGAAAAAUUUGGGAGAAAAUAAACAAAGUUGUC